Messenger RNA from Callorhinus ursinus (northern fur seal), 1599 nucleotides. It is a transcript of the gene FCAMR, whose product is annotated as Fc alpha and mu receptor. Gene Ontology annotation, cellular component: plasma membrane. The record is from RefSeq and is a predicted model, not a curated record. NCBI's taxonomy places the organism in Eukaryota, Metazoa, Chordata, Mammalia, Carnivora, Otariidae. Gene Ontology annotation, molecular function: transmembrane signaling receptor activity.
AACCAGAGGGCAGGUUGGAAAAUGCCCGUCCUCCUGACGUUGUGCCUCUUGCAAGGUUCUGCUUUGACCCAUCCACACAGAAGACCCCAUCUCAGAUGCCAGUGGAAGGGCCCUCUGCCCUCCCGGCCCCACCUCUGGGCCAAGGAAACACUCGCUCCUUUCCCACCCCCAUGCCGGAUGGAGGAGACAGCCACUGCAGCUGCAAAUGCACUGAAGGGCCCGAGGCUGGUGUCUGGGGAACCUGGGGGAGCUGUCACCAUCCGGUGCCAUUACACCCCCUUGUCCAUCAACAAGCAUGUGAGGAAGUACUGGUGCCGCCUAAGCCCCGUGACGUGGAUCUGCCACACCAUCGUGUCCACCACCAACUACACUCACCUCGGCUACCGCGGCCGCGUGGCUCUAGCAGACUUCCCGCAGAGAGGCUUGUUUGUGGUGAGGCUGUCCCAGCUCUCCCCGAAUGACGUGGGGCGCUAUCGCUGUGGCAUUGGAAACACAAACAGCAUGUUCUUCUUCAGCAUGAAGCUGACCGUCUCUGCAGAUCCUUCCAGAACCAUCCCCAUGGCCACUCCAGCUGCCGGUGAGCUCGUCAUGGGAUCCUUCGGAGCAGUGUUACCAGCGGCCAGCAGACGGACCUCAGGAACGGCUCAGACUGUAGAAAGCCAGGGGACAGGAUGGGAUAGGGUUGCUCUGACUCCAGGGACCAACAGAACAACAGCGUCAGCUGAGGGAAGGCAGACUCCAGGAACAGCUGAGGGAGUGGCUCUAGGGACGGCCAGCCAGGUAGAGGGUUCUGUCUGGGCAACAGUGCCCACUCCAGAGAGUCCGGCUUCAACAACUGGAGGCGUGUCCAGUACGACAAAAGGUGUUUGGGUGUGGGACACCAGAAGCUCAGUGGCGAAUAGGGCGAGGCCCCGCCAGGAAGGGAGGGAGACAACGACAGAGGCCGAUGGGCCACCUGUAGAAACAGAGGGGGUCGGAACAGCUCCGGAUGUCACUGGGAAGGUCAUAGGGACCAGUAGGCCAUCAACUCUGGUCUCAGAAAAAUGGGUGCAGGAAAUCCUGCAAGAAGCAACAACCGUUUCUAAGCCACAUGACCUGGGCUCCAUUGAAGGAACUACCCCAGCCGCAGGUGUGUGGAUCCUGGGGCCCACCAGCAUAGAGAUGGCGUCUGAGGAGGGAGCCACCGAAGAGGACCUAGACAUGCCUGUUGGAGACAGCGAUCCCCAAGCCACACAGAGCCAGGCCCCAGCUGCUGGGUCCAUGAGGCUCUUGGGCAAGGUGUCCUCCAUGAUGAGCGUUUCUCCAGGAGAGAAUAACAUCUCUCGGAUCCUGAUUCUCGCCUCCACGGUGCUGUGCCCCCUUACACUUGUGGUUCUUGGCCUGUUGCAAAAGAAGCUCUGGAGAAACAAGAUGACUCAGGAGGCAAAAAGAACAGCAGCGGUCACCUUGAUUCAGAUGACAUAUUUCCUGGAACUGAGCCUCCAGCCAGACCAGCUGCCCCCCCACAUGGAAAGGAAUAUGCUCCGGGAUGACUGUCGUCCCCAGGCCAGUCUGACUGUCCCGGAGAUGCACCCUGGACCCCGAGAAAUGGAAGCAUAA